This is a messenger RNA of Danaus plexippus (monarch butterfly), 1523 nucleotides long. It is a transcript of the gene Dus2, whose product is annotated as tRNA-dihydrouridine(20) synthase [NAD(P)+]-like. The record is from RefSeq and is a predicted model, not a curated record. Gene Ontology annotation, cellular component: cytoplasm. Lineage: Eukaryota; Metazoa; Arthropoda; Insecta; Lepidoptera; Nymphalidae. The transcript is spliced from 6 exons. Gene Ontology annotation, molecular function: tRNA dihydrouridine synthase activity; tRNA binding. The coding region runs from base 140 to 1492 and encodes 450 amino acids. Gene Ontology annotation, biological process: tRNA dihydrouridine synthesis.
ACGGAUUGAAUAUGUCAAAACUGAAGAGAAGUUGAACGAUAAAUAAUAAAAUAAUUAAAAUUAAUCUUAUGUAUUUUACGAAAUGACGUAUAUAUAAUUUAUUUUUAAAUUGUUAUCAAUUAAAAUUACUCUUGUGAAAAUGCUGUCCUAUGAAAAUAAGGUUAUACUUGCUCCUAUGGUUCGUAUUGGCACCUUACCCAUGCGUCUGUUAGCUCUACGCUUUGGUGCAGAUAUAGUGUAUUCUGAAGAAUUGAUUGACUGGAAAUUUUUACGUUCUAAACGCAGGUAUAAUGAGAUCCUACAUACAGUUGAUUUUGUUGAUCAAACGGAUGGGACCAUAGUUUUUCGUGCAAGUGAGGAAGAAAAAGAAAAAGUUGUUCUCCAGCUUGGCACAUGCAGUCCUGAUAGGGCUUUGAAGGUUGCUAAACUAGUUGAAAAAGAUGUAGCAGCUAUCGACAUCAAUAUGGGCUGCCCAAAAGAAUUUUCAAUCAAAGGAGGAAUGGGAGUAGCAUUGAUGCAAAAUUUAGAUAAAGCAUGCUGUAUAUUGAAAACUUUGGUUGAAAAUCUAUCAAUACCUGUAACAUGCAAAAUAAGGAUUUUAGAUACAAAAGAGAAGACACUUGAAGUGGUUCAAAAAUUAGCACAAACAGGUAUUAAAGCUAUUGCUAUUCAUGGCAGGACCAGAGACGAAAGACCUCAGCAUGCAGUACACCAUGACAUUAUAAAAUAUGUAUCUCAAAACAUAUCUAUACCUGUUAUAGCUAACGGUGGUUCCAAAGAAAUAGAAAAAUAUGCUGAUAUAUUGAAGUUUAAGGAAAUGACUGGUUGUAAGAGUGUAAUGAUAGCCCGAGCUGCAGAAUGGAAUUGUUCAAUAUUCAGGAAGGAAGGAAUGUUAGAUAUGGACCAAGUCAUUAGGGAAUACCUUAAACUUGCAGUACAAUUUGACAAUUCACCAUCAAAUACAAAGUACUGUGUACAAAACAUACUAAGAGAAUUACAAGACACACCCAGGGGUAGAAAAUUUUUAGAUUGCCAAACAUUAGAACAAAUAUGUGAAAUUUGGGACUUAGGUGAUUAUUGUAGAAACAAACAAAGUGAAUACCAGAAAUUGGGUAUUCAAGGAAGGUGGCAAGUUUGUCCAGAUGAGUUAGAGCCUCCAAACAAGAAGGCAAAGUGUGGAGAUAUUAAUUUGAACGAUGUUUUCCAGAUGAAGGUCUGCUUCAUUCGGGCGAACUACAAUGAUCUUAAUUUACCAAAAUCCCAAUUACAUGCUUGGGUUGGUAAAAAUGGUUACAAAGUACCAACAUAUGAAACACAUCAAGUUGAGAAAUUAUUUCGUUCAAUAUUAACACUAAACGGGAAGAAAUAUACAUCAACAUUUUGGGAAAAGAAUAAAAAGUUUGCAGAACAAGGGGCAGCUUUAGUGGCUUUGUAUCAUUUAGGAUUAAUAACAGAAGAAGAGUUAAUAAAGCUUGGAAGUAUAAUCAAAUAAGUGAAAUUAAAAAAGCUAUUUAUUUCAAUAA